UGCACGCGAACGUUACGAACAACCAGGGAGAAGAAAACGGUGACGUUUUAAUUGAUUUCUCCCGGUUCUCUAGUUUAUCACGGCUUAUUCGAACAGUCUCUUAUAUUGUUCGCUUUGCGAGUGUGUGUAGAAAGCAAGUUGCCUCAACAAUUUACCUAACUGAUAGCGAGCUGAGAACCGCGUUAAAUAUAGUUAUUAGGGUCUCUCAAGCGGAAUCAUUCUCAGAAUAUAAUAUCCUGUUGAACAGUCAACGUCUUCCAAAAAAAGGUCCUUUGCUAAAACUGAACGUAUUCUUGGAUGACAAGAAAAUAAUGCGCGUAGGAGGUCGAAUCGAUAACUCUAACUUUUCAUUUGAGAAAAGGCAUCCGAUUGUGAUUCAUGCUAAACACCGAUUCACAAAGUUAUUAUUUGAAUCUGAGCACAAGAGGUUAAUGCACGCAGGCCCGCAAUUACUAUUAUCCUCUGUUAAGGAUGAAUACUGGCCCAUCGGUGGGACUAAUUUAGCGAAAGCAUGUUUCCAGAAAUGCCUUAAAUGCAUCCGUAUGAGAGGCCAAGUUGUAGCACCGUUAAUGGGAAAUUUACCAGCGUCGCGUCUUAUCCCAGGUAUGCCAUUCAAGAGCGUCGGUGUCGAUUAUGCGGGCCCUCUGACCUCUGCCAGUCGUCAGGGUCGUGGAUGUAGACUUGUGAAGGUGUAUUUAGCCAUUUUCGUAUGUUUCACCACAAAAGCGGUGCAUCUGGAGUUGGUUGGCGACUUAACCAGUAACAGUUACUUAUCAGCAUUGCGUCGUUUUGUGUCUCGUAGGGGUCUGCCAAUCGACAUUUAUUCUGAUAACGGCACAUCAUUCGUGGGUGCAUACAAUGAGCUGUCAAAAUUCUUAAAGAGCAAUUGUGAUUCGCUGGCUGAGGCUGCAGCUCAUGAAAAAAUUAACUUCCAUUUCAUUCCGGCAUAUUCUCCACAUUCAGGAGGACUUUGGGAAGCUGGGGUGAAAUCGACCAAAUUUCAUUUAAAAAGAGUGCUGGGAGAUUGUAACUUAACGUACGAGUUACUUAACACUGUGCUGGUCCAGAUUGAAGCGAUCUUGAACUCUCGGCCACUUACUCCCAUGUCGUCGGACCCGCAAGACCUGCUGCCGCUCACUCCGGGACAUUUUCUUAUAGGGCGUCCUAUAACCUCAUUGCCUGUCAAGGACAUCAGAGAGCGCGAAGUCACUUACCUUAACCGUUAUCAACGCGUUGAGCAAUUGCGGCAGCAUUUCUGGAGCAGAUGGAGUAAAGAAUACAUCUCGGAGCUCCAGGUCAGGACAAAAUGGCGCACUAACAAUGAGGUGUUACAAUUGGGCACUUUGGUGCUCAUUAAAGAGGACAACUUGCCGCCUUUGAAGUGGAAAUUAGGCCGCAUCGUCGCUGUUUACCCUGGACGCGACGGCAUUACUAGAGUGGCAGAUAUAAGGACUGCGGGAGGACUAGUUCGCAGGUCCUUCAGUAAAAUUUGCCCGCUCCCGGUGACAACAAACGAGUCUGGUUGAAAGGCAAGCUUCCAACGCCCGGGGGCA
Molecule: messenger RNA, 1553 nt
Organism: Cydia amplana
Lineage: Eukaryota; Metazoa; Arthropoda; Insecta; Lepidoptera; Tortricidae
Exons: 1
Coding region: 312-1526 (404 amino acids)
Biological process (GO): DNA integration
Molecular function (GO): nucleic acid binding
Source: RefSeq, a predicted model, not a curated record